AUGCAAAUUCCUGUUCAGGUAGCCUUCUUACAACUAGAACAAAUGGGUAAAAAAAGAGCAUUUCCAGGGCAACAGCUAUUAAAUAAACUUGAAAAGCAGAUCCUCAAGAAAUAUAAGCCU
Molecule: messenger RNA, 120 nt
Organism: Dentiscutata erythropus
Lineage: Eukaryota; Fungi; Glomeromycota; Glomeromycetes; Diversisporales; Gigasporaceae
Source: the annotation of a GenBank genome assembly